This is a messenger RNA of Macrobrachium nipponense, 1677 nucleotides long. RefSeq lists its product as uncharacterized. The transcript has 4 exons. Gene Ontology annotation, molecular function: nucleic acid binding; zinc ion binding. The record is from RefSeq and is a predicted model, not a curated record. Lineage: Eukaryota; Metazoa; Arthropoda; Malacostraca; Decapoda; Palaemonidae. The coding region runs from base 1 to 1677 and encodes 558 amino acids.
AUGGAACUUGAUAUCUACAAACUAAUUAAGAAACAUAUGUCUAAAUGUGCAAAUUUAGAUCCCUCACUUGUCCAAGUUUUUGCAAAGAAUGGAAACAAAUCACAGCAGGUAAACGUAGUUCAUAGUAACACGGCAGAGAUCACUUGUUUUAACUGUAAACGGACGGGACAUAUGAUAGCAGAUUGCAGUACACAUUUUUGCUCCAUUCAAAAUAACUCAAGUCAUGCGUACGCUCGCUGUUUCUUGCACAACCAGCCGCAGAGUAAUGCUAAAAAUACACAGCAAGUAGCAAAUGAUAAUAAGAAGAAGAAUCCACAUUAUCACAAAAAGAAACAAGUGAACAGUAACUCUGCUCAGAAUCAGAAACAAGCAAAUCAGGCUUCAGGGAACAUGGUUCCUAACCCGUCUAGCCAAAACAAUCAGUCAGUCAAAUUUUCCGAGUGUCCAAAGCAAAGCAAAUACCACGUAAUUAACUCCAGCGGGGGGGAGAGUGAUGUUGGGUCAUCCGUAUCAACAUCCUUUGAAUUAGAAAAUAAAUUUAAUCAUCCAGAAGACUUAUGCGAAACACAGAAUUUUCCUAUGAAUCACACGACCGUAUCCAAAAAGUCAGUGCAGGACCCAGUAGAUUUUCAUAGAAUUCUUGCUAUAAUCAGUAAUGAUGAAUUAGUACAACGUACUUUUCACACCAAUGAAAUAAAUGACGAGGUAGAACAGAUGUUAGAAGGAGUCAUUAGGAAAUCGAACAGUCCUUAUAACUUUCCUUUAAUUGUUGUACCCAAGAAAGAUUGGACUUGGCAAAUUUGCUUAGAUUUCCGUCGCUUAAAUGAGGAAUUGAUUCCCGAUCGUUUACCGGUGCCAUGUAUGGAUGAUAUCUUAUUCUUGUUAGGACAGAAAAGAUAUUUCACCAACUUGGAUUUACUUAAAGGCUUUCACCAGUUACCCUUAGCUAAGGAGAGUACCCCAUACACCGCCUUCAGCACAGCCAGGGGACACUAUGAAUUUUUAUGUAUGCCUUUUGGCUUACGUUGCGCCCCAAUCACAUUUACUAGAAUGAUUAACAUAGUGUUUGGAGACUUAUUGGGAGAUACCUUUCAUGCCUAUAUGGACGAUCUUGUAAUCUUUUCUCAUACCUUAGAAGAACAUUUGCAUAAACUAGAACUAGUGCUACAAAGAUUAAGACAACACAAUUUAAGAGUAAAAAUAUCCAAAUGUGAGUUUUUUAAGACAGAGUUAGUCAAUUUAGGUUUUACAGUAUCUAGUCAAGGUCUUAAGGUUUCCAACAUGAAGCUUAUCUUGUUUGAACUGGUACUGAUUGUUCAGGCAUUUUUGUCGUGUGGGACUAGUUCCAAAACAAAGGAUAUUCAAUCCAGUCAUGGCUCAAUCAUUGAAAGGACCGAGGACAUAUUCCUUACAGCAAGCAGCGUAAUUCUUGUAGUUGAUAUGCAAGCGAUUUUCUUGCCAGAGAAUGAUGUCAUUAAUCUUAAAACCAACUUAUCACGAUUUGCUGAGUCAGUGAAUCAACUGCACAAACUUGACUUUCCGUACAGUGCAGAGAAUCCGCUUGCUCAGACCUUGGGUAUCGCCAAGUUGUUGUCUUAUGAUUUGCAAAACAAGACGGCUGAAUCAGAAUGCUUGGCAGCUAGAGUCAAUAAAUCAGCUUAUGACAUUGUUGAAUGA